This is a messenger RNA of Taeniopygia guttata (zebra finch), 2050 nucleotides long. The record is from RefSeq and is a predicted model, not a curated record. NCBI's taxonomy places the organism in Eukaryota, Metazoa, Chordata, Aves, Passeriformes, Estrildidae.
CUGAGGGCUGAGGGCUGCUCUGCACUGCACAAACGGUGCCGCUCGUCCAGCCCAGGGGGUGGAUGAGUGUGAAAUUACAGAUCCUGCUUUGCCAAAGCCAGUGCCACUUGGAUGGUUUUGAGCUGCGAUCCUCCAGGAGCCCUUCCCCUUAGCAUCGCUGUUUGCUUCCAGCCCUUUUUGGAAACUUUUUCUGCCUUUCAACCUUAAUAAGUCUAUGUUUCUGUAGUAAGAGUCCCUCUGGUGUUUGCAGCAGUGGCCGAGACGCUUGUCCUGUACUACCUUGGCCAUGGCUUAGGUGUCUCAGCAAAUGAAAUUACCCACAGUGGGCAUUCCUGUAGGGCUUUAAUUUGGAAGUUUACUUACUUUAUCAUUGUACCAGUGAGUCCAAACUGCUGAAACAAUUUCUGCAGUGGAACUGCUCCAUGGCACUGGGGAUAUCCCUGUUGGGGGUGUCCCUGCCAAGGGGCUGCUCCCAGCACAGCUCUUUCCCCCCAGCCCUGCCCAGAUUGAGAGCUGUGCCUCUGGUCAGGGCUGUGAUCCCUGGCGUGACCGGUCUGACCAGGGUGGGGCUGUCAGCAGUGCUUGGGAAUUUCUGCUUUAAAACAAAACCCCUCUGUUACCUCUGUGAAGUCGAGUCUGGCCUAGGAGGUUCAUUGAAAGAGUUCUGUCCCUGGUUGGAGUCCUUCAAAGCAUUAACAUCUUUCUCUGCUAUUCCCGAGUCCCCAUAGCAGACACUGGAUGAUGGACACAUCCUGCUGCCAGAGGAAUUCCCUGUAUCCUGCUUAACAGGAGCUUCACAGUUUGAGGCACAAAGCUGGGAGAGACCAGAAACUCAAGGGCUGCCCUGGAGCCUGGCUGAUUUCAUGCGAUGGCAGCCAUCAGGAAGAAGCUGGUGAUUGUGGGAGAUGGUGCCUGCGGAAAGACGUGUCUGCUGAUCGUGUUCAGCAAAGACCAGUUCCCCGAGGUCUACGUGCCAACUGUGUUUGAGAACUACAUUGCUGACAUAGAGGUGGAUGGGAAGCAGGUUGAGCUGGCCCUGUGGGACACGGCAGGACAGGAGGACUAUGACAGGCUGCGGCCCCUCUCGUACCCGGACACAGAUGUAAUCCUCAUGUGCUUUUCCAUCGACAGCCCGGAUAGCCUCGAGAACAUCCCUGAGAAGUGGACACCAGAGGUGAAGCACUUCUGCCCCAACGUGCCCAUCAUCCUGGUGGGGAACAAGAAGGACCUGCGGAACGAUGAGCACACGCGGCGGGAGCUGGCCAAGAUGAAGCAGGAGCCAGUGAAGCCAGAGGAGGGGAGGGACAUGGCCAACAGGAUCAACGCCUUUGGCUACCUGGAGUGCUCAGCCAAGACGAAGGAGGGGGUGCGGGAGGUGUUCGAGAUGGCCACCCGUGCUGGCCUGCAGGUCCGCAAGAACAAGAAGCGCAGAGGCUGCCCGCUGCUGUGAGCAGCCCCGCUGCACCGCCUGCCCGGGGAGGGACUGCUGGCAGGCAGCCCAAGCAGCACCUCUGCUGCCACUGCCUGCCCCGAGCCUUUGCACCAGAGCUGCCACCCACGCUCACACGGUGUCCCUGCGGCAUUCCAGGGCCACGAGGGGCCAGUGCCUUCAGUGCCUGCUGCUCUCCACGGGCGGGGUGCUGCUGUUGCUCCCCGUGUCACCCCGUUUUGUACUGAGCUCCCUGGUUUUGCCUUUCCCAUGGGCAUUGCUGCAGUGCUCACUCUCUUUCCCCAGCUCUGGGCAGGUGCCACAGAAGCAGGAGGUGCCAGUCACAGCUGACAUGUGGGGUGUGCCAGGCCCUCGGUGUGUUGUGCCUGCUCUCCGUGGCCGUGGAGCAGCACACAGCAGCGUUCCAGACUGGCCCGGGCAGUUCUGGCCCUGUCUGGGCAGAGCUGGGCUCAGCCGUGCCAGCACCUCCCCUCUGGGACGCGCGCCCGGCUCUGCUGGUAUCGCCGCCUUCCAGUCUGCCUCGGUCACGGACUUGGCAGCAGUAAACCCAACUGCAUUAAUCGGGAGAAUAAAUGCAAACUGGUAUUUUAGUAAUUGUAA